CGCCACCGUAGCUUGCCGUCAGUCGGUUACCGAACUCAUCUUCACGUAGUACCAAGUGCAGGCAAUGGAAUGCCGAAUGGACCUUUGUCCACUUGGAACUUGCGCUUGCCCUCUUCUGCAUUCUAAUGAAUGUGUAAGUCUACGAGCCUUUCUUGCACUGGAUUGGUGAGGGCGCGUUGAGAAGUCUAAUCAGCACUGGAAUUUGCAAGUCGGAUGGUGGCUCUAGCUUGCCUAUAAAAGCGGGGGAAACACCGGAAGGAGUCAACAGAGCUGCGGGAAUCGCUGUUGUGCUUGGACAAGAGAGCUUUACACGUACCGCUCCGAAGUAUCGCCAUGAAUCAACAAACGGCAGCGUGCUUUUUCGUGUUGAUAUUCUUCGUGGCAACUGCAUCCUCACAGACAUUUCAGUACAGUCGCGGUUGGACCAAUGGGAAACGGCGUGCAGAAGCUGUAGCGAGCGGACCAUCGCAGGCAGCAGAAGAACGCUCGCUCGUGGAAGAUGCGUUGGCCAAAGCGGUAACUGUGGAAUUUCACUCACUAAGAGAACAUUUACUCUUGGAGAAGCUGGGGCGCGCUUUUAGGACAUUGGAUCGUGUGGAUGAAGAGCAACAAGAAUAUUACGGCCAUUAACAGGGACGUCUAGCCUGGAACCCCUAACAGUACAAAGCUGAAUAUAAUCUACCGUUAGAACAAGUGCUACGCCUCCACAAAUUCUUUUGUGUACUAUGGCAAUGCUGAGUAAUAAAACUGUCGUGCUAAAA
Molecule: messenger RNA, 761 nt
Organism: Ornithodoros turicata
Lineage: Eukaryota; Metazoa; Arthropoda; Arachnida; Ixodida; Argasidae
Product: pro-corazonin-like
Exons: 5
Coding region: 334-630 (98 amino acids)
Biological process (GO): positive regulation of heart contraction
Molecular function (GO): corazonin receptor binding
Source: RefSeq, a predicted model, not a curated record